Penicillium angulare is the source of this 414-nucleotide messenger RNA. RefSeq lists its product as uncharacterized. The transcript has 2 exons. Lineage: Eukaryota; Fungi; Ascomycota; Eurotiomycetes; Eurotiales; Aspergillaceae. The record is from RefSeq and is a predicted model, not a curated record. Bases 1 to 414 code for a protein of 137 amino acids.
AUGUCCUCUGCACGCUUUAUGGCAAUCGCCAAGUCCCGUGUGGCAACUACCACGCCGAGAUCUAUCAUUGCUAUUCGGGGUAUCUCUUCGACUGCUAGACUGGAGAAGAGCCCAGUCGAGGCUACAAAGGAUACUCUUAAGAAAGCCGAUCGGGUUGUUUCCGAUGCUGCAGUGAAGGGCAUCAACAAGGGUGGCGCUAAUGUUGGACCUUGUUGCAUUGUAGAUGAAGCUGCCCACAAAAUCAAGGAUGCCGUCGGCGGCGUCGCGCAGGAGGCACAGUCAAAGGCCGGAGAUGUAAAGGGGAACGCAUCCGAGUACGAGGGUAAAGUCAAGGGAACUGCAGAGGAGGCCGCAGGCAAGGCUAAGGGAAAGGCAAGUGAGGCCGCUGGCAAGGCUAAGGAGCAUCUCGGCUGA